UCAAACACGCGGAACUCACGUGGGCCACGCCUUCACCGCAAAAAUCCAUGCCAUCCACCGAAGCCGUGGAACAAAAGGAGCCACAAAGCCCAAAUUGCUGUCUCGCUUUUCGCCUGUCUGUCUCCCUGGGGCUUUUCCUUCUCCAAAAUGGCACAGAUGGCUCUCUCUGCGUCACCAACACUCACUCUCUUCAAUAGGGUUUCAGGUAGAUCAAAACAAUGGGGGAUGCUAUUUCCUGGUUCUUCGAGAAAACUUGCAAUCAAUAUGUCAAUACUUAUGAACUUCCAGAGCAAAGGAUUCAGUUUUGUUGCUUCGGGUGCAACACAGUGGAAUGGAGGUGUUGCAGAACUAGUGGAAGGUGAAGCAGCAUCACGGCCCUAUACAUGGCCAGAUAAGAAGAAGCCCAGAGUGUGCAUACUAGGUGGCGGCUUUGGAGGUUUAUAUACGGCCUUAAGGCUAGAAUCCCUUGUAUGGCCAGAGGACAAGAAACCUCAGGUGCUUCUUGUUGAUCAGUCUGAACGUUUUGUUUUUAAGCCAAUGUUGUAUGAACUUCUAACGGGAGAAGUAGAUGCAUGGGAAAUAGCUCCGCGUUUCUCAGAUUUGCUGGCAAACACUGGUGUGCAGUUUUUCCAAGACAGGGUCAAAGUAUUGCAUCCCUCUGACCAUUUGGGAAUGAACGGGCCAACAGUAUCUAGCUGUGGAGGAACCGUCCACCUUGAAAGUGGUCUGGUUAUUGAAUAUGACUGGUUGGUUCUUGCUUUGGGAGCUGAAGCCAAACUGGAUGUUGUCCCAGGAGCUGCAGAAUUUGCAUUGCCAUUCUCCACCCUGGAGGAUGCAUGUAGGGUUGACAAUAGGUUAAGAACUUUAGAGCGGAAGAGGUUUGGUAGAGACUUUCCGAUCCGAGUAGCUGUUGUAGGCUGUGGUUACUCUGGAGUUGAGUUAGCUGCCACAGUAUCAGAGAGGCUGCAAGAUAAAGGAAUAGUGCAAGCUAUUAAUGUAGAGACCACAAUCUGCCCAACUGCCCCACCUGGCAAUAGGGAAGCUGCCUUAAAGGUGCUCUCAUCCCGAAAUGUUGAACUUCUACUGGGUUUCUUUGUCCGCUGUAUAAGAAAAGCUAGCAUUUCUGAAGUUUCAGAGAAGCAAACAGAGAGUGGCACACUUCUGGAUGCUGCAGCUGAGCAUGAGCCUGAAAAACUUAUUUUGGAACUUCAACCAGCGGAAAGGGGCUUACAAAGUCAAAUUCUGGAAGCAGAUUUAAUAUUAUGGACAGUUGGUUCUAAACCUCAACUUCCUCAACUGGAACCCUGUGAAUGGCCCCAUGAGCUUCCCCUUAAUGCCAGGGGACAAGCUGAAACAGAUGAAACUCUUCGUGUUAAGGGCCAUCCACGCAUAUUUGCAGUUGGUGAUUCUUCUUCUUUGAGGGAUUCCAAAGGAAAGCUUCUUCCAGCAACUGCACAGGUUGCUUUUCAGCAAGCAGACUUUGCUGGUUGGAAUCUGUGGGCAGCAAUCAAUGACCGUCCUUUACUGCCAUUUAGGUUUCAGAAUUUGGGUGAGAUGAUGACUCUAGGAAGAAAUGAUGCUGCUAUUUCCCCGAGCUUCAUUGAGGGGCUAACCUUGGAGGGACCUAUUGGCCAUGCAGCAAGGAAACUGGCAUAUUUGAUCAGAUUGCCAACAGAUGAGCACCGGCUCAAAGUGGGGAUCAGUUGGCUCACAAAGUCUGCCAUAGAUUCAGUUGCAGCAGUGCAGAGCAGUGUGAUCAAAGUCCUUUCGGGUUCUUAAUUAGAACCCACACUUGCUCCACUUACUCUCUGAAAGGCAAGUGGGGUGGGAGGGAUUGAUUACUUAAUCCUUCUGAUGCGUGGUAUUCACGAGUUGAUACCUGAUGAAAAAUUUUCUAUGCAUAACAGAGACUAAUAAAAGGUUUUAUCCAUUUCAUCCAA
Messenger RNA from Vitis vinifera (wine grape), 1940 nucleotides. Its product is annotated as alternative NAD(P)H-ubiquinone oxidoreductase C1, chloroplastic/mitochondrial. Gene Ontology annotation, cellular component: chloroplast. Gene Ontology annotation, biological process: phylloquinone biosynthetic process; aerobic electron transport chain. Gene Ontology annotation, molecular function: NAD(P)H dehydrogenase (quinone) activity. The transcript is spliced from 11 exons. NCBI's taxonomy places the organism in Eukaryota, Viridiplantae, Streptophyta, Magnoliopsida, Vitales, Vitaceae. The record is from RefSeq and is a predicted model, not a curated record. Bases 148 to 1779 code for a protein of 543 amino acids.